Messenger RNA from Octopus bimaculoides (California two-spot octopus), 1892 nucleotides. Its product is annotated as TBC1 domain family member 9. Gene Ontology annotation, biological process: regulation of GTPase activity. Gene Ontology annotation, molecular function: GTPase activator activity; calcium ion binding; small GTPase binding. NCBI's taxonomy places the organism in Eukaryota, Metazoa, Mollusca, Cephalopoda, Octopoda, Octopodidae. The record is from RefSeq and is a predicted model, not a curated record.
GGUCUCUCUGGAAGAUAACUUGUUUUAAUGGCUAUUUGUUUUCUCUUGUUUUUCAGAUGAGUUUCACAUUUACUCAACUUCAAGACAGAGAGGUUAUUUUGGACAAAAUAUCGUUCUUCUUGUACAAACAGCCAAGUAUCAAAGAUGCAGGAGACAAUGGAACCACUGAAAGCAACCAACCGAAAGAAGCUAAUGGCAACUUCCCAAUUCAACCUGCUCUAAUUAGCCUGUUUAACCGAAGAGAUUCAGAUGAACUGACCAAUAAAGAAUCCAUAAAACAGCAUCUGUGGGGUAUACACUUUUCUGAAUAUGGAAAAGGAGUAUGUAUGUAUCGCACACACAAAACCCGAGAACUUAUUCUGAAAGGUAUUCCUGAUAACUUACGGGGAGAAAUUUGGAUGACAUUUUCUGGUGCUGUCAAUGAAAUGAUUACAAACCCUGGUUACUAUGCCAACAUGGUACAACAGAGUGCAGGCAAAAAUAACAUUGCCACAGAUGAAAUUGAAAGAGAUUUACACAGAUCAUUACCCGAACAUCCAGCUUUUCAAACAGAUUUGGGAAUUGAUGCCCUCCGCCGAGUCUUAACUGCAUAUGCCUGGAGGAACCCUACUAUUGGAUAUUGCCAAGCAAUGAAUAUUGUCACCAGUGUCCUGUUACUCUAUGCCAACGAAGAAGAGGCAUUUUGGCUUCUCACCUCUCUCUGUGAACGACUGCUGCCUAAUUAUUACAAUACCAAAGUUGUUGGUGCUUUGGUAGAUCAAGGUGUUUUAGAGGAACUUUUGAAAGAAAAUCUUCCUGAACUUCACCAACGUUUAGAUCACAUGGGAAUUCUUGGUAUGAUCUCCCUAGCCUGGUUCCUCACUUUGUUCCUCAGUGUAAUGCCAUUUAACUGUGCUGUGAAUAUCUUGGACUGCUUCUUCUAUGAUGGUGCUAAGGUCAUUUUCCAAAUUGCUUUGACAAUCUUAGAAAACAAAAGUGAAGAAUUACUAAGCUGUCAUGAAGAUGGUGAAGCAAUGACAGUUCUGACCAAUUAUCUGGAGAAUGUCACCAGCCAUGACUCCACAAUGCCUGUUGUACUACACACUUCUUCAAUGCCAUCAACACCACAAAAGCCGUCAGUUGAUGUAGCAGACCUUAUAGAUGAGAGUUACAGAUGUUAUAGUCACAUAACAAAUCAAGAUAUUGAAAAACUGCGGCUGAAAUAUCGCCUGAAAGUAGUCCAAAACAUUGAGGACAGUACAAUGAAGAAUAUUCUUCGCAGUGUAGCAUCAGAGACAGUGUUUGAAGGGAAGGAACUUGAAGACUUAUACAUCUUGUUUCGAGAGGAGUAUUUAACAUCAUGUUACUGGCGGACCAGUCAACAACCAGUGGAUACCAUUGAUAAAUUUGACCCAUCACGUCCAUACUAUGAGCAGUAUAAAGUAGACUUUGAUCAGUUUAAGACCAUGUUUUUUUCCCUUUGUCCAUGGGCUACCGGAAACCAUGCAGAAAAUCUGACUCUGAGGGCAUUCAGGUUUUUGGAUGAAAAUAAAGACUAUAUGAUUAACUUCAAGGAAUUUGUCUGGAUUCUGGGCAUUGUUUGCAAAGGUGAACUGGCUAGUCGUCUUAAACUACUUUAUCAACUACAUCAACCGCCUGCCCUCCUUGGCUCGGAAUCUUUGGAGAUUGAAACACCUAAGUCAACAUUAUCUGACUCGACUGAGAGCGCGGUUGAGGCGACAUACUUCUUUGAAGAGGAAGAGGAGGAGGAGGAGGAGGAAAGAGAUUCCAGCAAAGAUGGUAAGACAGAAUACACUGCCCUAUGUUGUACGACACUGUACAACACUGCAUCAUUGUGCACAUUAUUGCACUGUAGCAUACUGCAUGUCACUGUAUAGUAAUUCACUUUACUG